CGUCCCAGCUAGCCCAGGGGGAAUGAAGGCCAUUGUCUGGUCCGCAAACUUCCCUCUCAUCCUAGGGAUGAAAGGAUGCAGAAUGGGGAAGGAGUCGCAGUCUCCCGAACUCCGUUAGUGUUCAGUCGGUUUUAAAUGCCUUCCUUGCCAGCUCGUAUGUUUGCCUCGGGUCUGUAAUCUCUUCUGAUCUCCGACCCAUUGUUUGUAAUCCUGUGCAUCCCCAACUUUUAGCUGCGCACGCUGUCAUUUGCAGAAAUGUGAGUCUAGUCUGUGCAGAGUGGUUUUUUAUGAGAGGGAUGGGGCAAAAGGGAAGGGUCCUACCAGAGCAGUGCAUUCCUUAGAGAUGGGCAGUGAUUCAGAGAGAAGAGAGUGCUCAGGGAGUACUGGAGACCUUUUGUGCUUCUGCCGAGGUCAGGGUUUCCAGGAGGAAUUCAAAACUCUCCACGGGGCUAAUGGAGGGAGGUGGCUCAUGCAGAGUUUUUUUGGCUGAAAAUUAUGCUUCCUCCCUGGAAAAAAAACUUUUUUCCAUUCCAUGCUCUUUUGCAACUGUAAUACCAGGCAACUAGCUUCCAGGGAAAACGCUGGUAAGAAAAGCAUUUUCUUUUAAUUUUUUUUCCUUUCAACAUCUGUAGUGUUAUUAUGUGGCAGUGAGCAACUGCCCUGAGAGAAGAAUUUGUGUGGUCUGAGAAAGGAGAAUGUUGAGGAAGAGAGUAAUAGAUAGAAGCAUGGUCAUCGUGUCAGUGUUUCAUUUUCUCUUUUCCAGUAGGUUUUUGCCUUGGCAUUUUAAUUUUGUCCAUGUUUUCUCAGUCACUGCCUGCCUCAGAGUUCAGUAAGCACUGUGAGGUAGGGGAGGCCCUGGGAGCCUCAUGGAUCUCCUGGCUUGGUGUGCAGCUUCCUCUGCCCCUGCUCAGGAGCAUGUAAAUGGCAAAUUCUCAUUCACUUGUUCAUUCUGGGCUGGGAAAACCUAAUGGUUAUUCCAGUCCUGAGGCUGUUGCAGGAUGAGCUGAGCAGACCUGAAUGCUCAGACACGUGGUGCUCUGGAGGGUGCUGCCCGUGGUCAUGGUCACCAGGCUGUGAAUCAGGCACAGCUGGGAGCUGUGGUCCCAGACAGAGCAUUGUCAAACCUGAUACAUAAAUGACCUGCUGGCUAUUUUUCUCCUAGAGUUACAUGCUCUUAAGUAUGUGAUAAACCCUACUUGAGAAAACACAUCUCUAAACCUGUUUGUGUCUCUGCCUUGUGACCAUGGAUGUCUCUGAGAGCCUGCAGUGCUUUCUCUAGAUAUUUCUCAAGACAUUCUCUGACUGGGUUCCUAAAACAGAUGUUGUUGUCUAAAAUUAAGGGUAGAUAUAGACUUCCUCCACCCUUUGCAACUGUUUUGACAAGGUACUACUUUCCUCUAGAGCAAUUUUUUUCCUAUGACUACAUCUUCACUGCUUAUUUUCUUCCUCUUAAAUACUUGCCAUUGGGGUAACCAGUUUGAAUGUUUGAAUUUAGAGACUUUGCUAAUGUUCUAAUGAGAUGGAGAAGCGAGAAGCUUGUAGACAUAAAAAGUGCUGCUUUUUUUUUUUUUUUUUUAGCAAGUGGUUAUGAUGUGUUAGGAAUAAGGAAAUGCUGAGAAUAUGCUCUAAACAAUUAGCUGGACACAAAGAGCAGUUCAGGUGUGUCCUGAUCAAUACACUAAGUUUCUCAUAGAUGUUUUAUAAACAUAAGGAAUUUAUUGCAUGAGAUAUGGGGUUGUUCCUGAGGCAUGAUGUAAUGAUGAUCUGGAUGCACAGGAAUAAAGAAAUGUGCUGCUUUUUCUUCACGUGAGUAACAGCAGAAUAAAGACCUGUGGACCACAGAAAGUUGAACCAACACUAUAAUGUGAGUUAGGGGAAUCAGUUUUCUACGCUUUAUACCCAUUUGUUUUCUACCACCAUCCCCUUUUUGAGGAAUCUGAUCCCUUUUGAGGCUGGAAGAACAACAUGAAGCCAAGUAUGCAAACCUUUUUCAGAGUCCUGGACAUAACCUUUGUCCUGUGUGCUACUGCAUCUCAGUCGCUGAGACCCUUUCAGGUGUCCCUUGGGGCUUUUGUGGGUUGUGAGUGUGGAGAAUGAAAUGCAAGAAAUCGACCUGUUGAAUCAGUUGCAGUGUUUACUUUUCCAGAUUGUUUUUCAAAAGCUGUGAAAUGUUACAGAAGAGAUUUGUGCUGCUUCCCAUCAUUGCUGAGCUCUGUGUGUGUGUGUUGCUUCUUCAUAGGCAUGUACAGUUGUAUAAAUUCUGAUUUAUUUUUGGUGUAUUCCUCACAAGUUCUCAGUCAUUUUAUAGGUCUAAUCCAAUCAUAAAAGAUGAGGACAUCCAUCAGGCCCACUGCAGGGUUGGAAGGGCUGGAGGCCUGAAGGACUUCAAAGAAGGGAUCUAAUCUUUGCAAUGAAAUGGCAUCUGCAUCAGCUGUUUCUUUUUCUCAAAAUCAAAAUGAAAAAGCCAAACAAAAAAAAAACCCAAACAAAAAAACCCAAACAAAAAUUAGUGCUGGAAAUUCUGCAUCCUAGAUAACCAGUUUCAGUAUAUCCCCAGUUUGGUACUAUAUAUAUUUGUUUCUUCAUCUUCAGGCUAAUCUUGUUUACCAUUUGAACUGAUGUGGAUGAAUAGUUGAGUACUUUCCCCCUUUCUUGUGAUUUAAUGUAUGCAGGCUGUUCUGUUCCUUUGGUGUUAUCUUUUUAAGACUAAACACACCCAGGUCCUUUGGUUGUUUUUCCAGGUCAUGCUCUCUCUACUCUAGUUUUUGUUUCUUUCCACUGCAGUGUCUCAGAUUUUUGCAUGUGUUUUAUGAGGAAGAGUAUGUGGGGCUGGAUGUGAUCUGUUGGCUAAAGACUCACUCACCUGUGUGACACCCACAGUGUGACUCCUACUAUGUCCCAGGAUAACUUUUACCCUUUUUGUAGCAACAUAAGCCUGCUGGCUUGGAAUUAAUUUCUCAAUCAGUGUGUGCUUUUUCUUUGUGUCAUGUUGCAAUUACUGUUCUGUCAUUUGCAUUUGAUUUCACACCUGCCUCCCCAGCCCUUAGUGUACUGUUUUUUACUGAUCCUUACUGAAAUUUGAUAGUAGGUUGUAGGUAAGUGUGGGGUUCCUGCAGCCAGAUCAAAACACUGCAAUAAGAUGCCCUAAAAUCCUGAGCUGGUUUGAACUUGCUGUGUUGAGGGAUUUUAGUUUGUUUUGUUGUAAGAGAAAAGUGAUAGCUUUAGUGGUCCUUGCUCAACUAGCCAAGUCUGUGUCUUCACUGAUUCCUCCUUGCAUUCCUGCUCCAGAUGGUCACUGUGCUUGGAGAUUGGUGUGCUCCUUCAGAGAAGCCAUGGGACCCUGUCCCUUAAUUUCUUUUUGAUUGCUUUUGAUUGCAGCUUGGCCUUCCUCCUGCAGUGUUUUUGUUCAGGGACUGAAAUUGGCAAUGGGCCAUGAGUUCAAAAAAGCAGUUUUUCCUGCUCAAUUUGUUCUGAUGCCACUCACUGGUGGAGUCUGGUGUGAGCAUGGAGAGGUGAUGCUUCGGGAAGGAGGGGGGGACAAGGGGCAACACUGCCCUUUUUAUCCACAGCCUUAAAUUGACUCCAGCAUCCUGAAUUUCAUCUUGAGAGUUUCAGGUUCCUUUCUAUCUGGCUGUUACUUAAUGCUUUGAUAUCUUUAUCAAUUUCUUAUCUUAUAGGUAACUACCAACUGAUCAUUUAAUUUGAUCAAGAGUCCUUCAGAGGAUUGAAGUUACUGGUGUGUAACUUCUCCCACCUUUUUUUUUGCUUUUAUAAAGGUAGGUGAGGCAUGAUGCUUCUCCAGCCUUCUUGUGGCCUUCCCAUACUCCUGUAAAUUUUCAAAGAUGGUCACUGAUGCUUCAGAGAUUAGACUGGUUUCUUACAUGCUUUUGGGUGAAUGCUGUUUUUAUCUCUCGCGCUGUUUUGUGAACAUUAGUUAGGUCUGUCUUUUUCUAACCCACCCUUUCCUCCCAUUUCCAAAUUAUUUUUGCUUGUCACAUUUCACUUUUUCUUCUGGAGAUUGAAGGAACAUUUGUACUUCCGCCUUUACAUCAUUUGCUUUCUUUCCCUCUUUGUCAAUGACUGUAAUUAUAUUUAUUUUUUUCUUCUAACAUGCCCUCUUCUCCAGUUUUCGUGUGACUGCAGAGCUCUUAUUAACAGCUGUGCUGAUUUUGACUAAGAGACCAUCUAAUCCAGUAUCCUUCUACAAAAGGAUAAAAUCAGGACAAGUAGAUAUGAGAUAGGCCAGCCUGGCUGAGACCACUCAGCAAUGACAAAACAAAAACUCCUAUUUGAUGGGACGCUCUCCUUGUUCCUGAUCGCGGCCUGUGAAGCUCAGCAGCUCCCGAGGAGUCAUGUUGCUGCCACUUCUGGUUCUGUGUGUGACAAGGAGGCAGAGUCUUGGGGACACCUGUUGAGCAGCGAGCGGCUGGAUGCUUGGAUCUGCUCCCUCAUCGGUUCCUUCAUGGUGGGGCUGAGUGGGGUCUUCCCCUUGCUGGUGAUCCCCCUUGAGACGGGAGCUGCGCUGCGCUCCGAAGCUGGGUCACAGCGUUUGAAGCAGUUGUUGAGUUUUGCAAUUGGUGGACUGCUGGGAAAUGUGUUUCUCCACCUGCUUCCUGAAGCCUGGGCCUACACAUGCAGUGCAACAACAGGAGAAGGGCAGAGCUUUCAGCAGCAGAAGCUUCUGGGUCUCUGGGUGAUCAUUGGUUUUCUGACCUUCCUGGUGCUAGAGAAGAUCUUCCUAGAGAAAGAGGAGGAGUAUCCUGGUGUGGACUGUGAUUCCAAAGCACCAUGUGGAAAGAUUCCCAAUGGAAGCGGCUGCCCCCUGCCCAAGGGGUCCUGUCAGUCCCAAAGAGCACGAGCUCAGUGUAAUGGCUCUUCUCUCCAGUCUGGUCCAAAAAACAACAGAAUCAAGAUUAGUGGAUACCUCAAUCUGCUGGCCAACACCAUUGAUAACUUCACACAUGGCCUGGCAGUAGCAGCCAGCUUCCUGGUUAGCAGAAAGGUUGGGUUCCUAACCACAAUGGCCAUUCUCCUGCAUGAAAUCCCACAUGAGGUUGGAGACUUCGCAAUCCUACUUCGGGCCGGCUUUGACCGCUGGAGUGCAGCCAAGAUGCAGCUUUCCACAGCUCUGGGGGGAAUUCUAGGAGCCUGCUUUGCAAUAUGUGCUCAGUCACCAAAAGGAGCAGGAGAAACAGUAGCUUGGAUCCUCCCUUUCACUUCUGGAGGAUUUCUGUACAUUGCCUUGGUAAAUGUUGUGCCUGAUCUCCUGGAGGAAAAGAAUCCUUGGAAUUCCCUGCAGCAAAUUCUGCUCCUGUGUACGGGCAUUACAGUCAUGGUGCUACUCGCCCUCACAACCGAGUGACCUCUGCGCAGACCUCAUGCUGCCUCCCAGAGCCACCACAGUGACUCUGAGCUUUACAAAGCAAUAAGGAACACUAAUGUUACUUCCCACGUGUGUGCGCGCAGAUCUGGCUGCUAGUAUGAGAAGCGGGUGACAGAGAGGUCUGGCUGUGCAAGACUUCAUUCCCUGGCUCUCCUAUCCCUCUUCUGCUAAAAUCCACACAUGAGGGCUUCUGUUCUUUUUUUUGUUUGGUUGGUUUUUAUGGAGCAAAAGAUGCACUGGGCAGAAACGAACUGAAUGACUGCUCCACUGUGAGUGAAUGAUGUUUCAUUUGGUUCAUUCUGAUGGAACUGCACCUCCCAAGCUCUUGCGUGAAAACAGCAGAGGUGAUUCCUGUAGCUGAUGAAGAUAAAGGAUUUUUCUUACCACUUUAAGGGCUGGAGGCAGAACAGGCAUGACAAAGCUUUAGCCAGAACUCCCUACCCAUGAGAAAUUGAUGGUGCUAUGAGAUAGAGGGGAAGAGACCCUUUCCAACUUGAUCUCCAGCUGUUCAUUGACACCACUUGUUCCUAAAGGUAGUAUUGGCCUCAGCAGUCCAGCUCUUUUGGUCUAUUUUGUUUACAUGGAAAUUGAGCCAAAAGCUUGUGGCGCUUUAGGGUAGGUCACUACAAUUAAAUGACUCAGCUUGGAGAUUACUUGCCUCAGCCCUAACCACUCCAGUAGCCAGCACAGCCCAGCUGUUUAUCAGAUAAAUGAUCAGUAAAUAUUUCUUCAAUUGCCAGCUACCAGCUCACUCCUGUCUGAAGGGAAAGCCAUGUAGCUGCUGUGACUGAGCUCCCUCUCCUCAUAACCAUUAGCUGAACAUGCUUGUGAGCCUGCUCACGAGACCUGAUUGAUGCACCAUCUGCCCCAUACCGUGUCUCAGAGCUUUCUCGAGGUGUAGCUUGUUAGACCUGCCCAGCAGGCUGCAGUCCCCCUAGACUGUCAUGGCAGAGGUGCUUGAACACUACAGCCUGGUCAGCAGCUGAUAACUCUUGGUUAGCUUUUCCUCUGUUCAGUGUACACUAUUUAGGAGCAUGCUGUAGAUGGCAGCCUAUUUCUGGGGUUUUUACCUCACAGUGGAGUUCAUCUGUUGAUGAAUGAAUAAGAAAUAAUACUGACAGCUUUUAGAUGGGAAGGUUGAAACUGCUGGUGAAAAUAUUUUUAAGUAAGGUGAGAAAGGGAUUUGAAAGGGUGACAAUAAGUAUGCUUUAAGAGGAGUUUUCUGUUAUGUGAUGCCUGGGAUAAAAUCUUUGGCAAUUUGAGACCAAUAAAAAUUAAUAAAAUUUCUAGUGCUUUCCUCCAUCCCAGCUCAUAGGGCUGACCAGGCCAUAAUUCCACAGGGAUGUUUUAAUGCCGCAGAGAUGUGCCCUAUUACUGGACUGUCCCUUCUGUAAAACUCAGCUUUGCUUAAAUUUGUUUAAAAACAGGUCUAAUUGAACUAACAGAGUCACUGAACACAAAACAGGUGCCACAGUGUGAUUUACAGCAACUUGGCUCAGUCUUAUAACAGCUUUUGUGAAGCAGUACAGCUCUCCAGUCUGCCCAGGGCCUUACCAAGAGAACUUGUGCCUUGAGAGGGCAGUUAAGGUCAGAGCAGCAAGGCAGGUAUACUGCCCACAGCAGAGGCACUACUUCCUAAGAGAUUCCUGAACUGUUGACACAGUUCUUUUUAUGACAGCUCCUGUCCUACUUUUCAGUGAGUGCUGGAGAGCUCAUGCUUGCAGUUCUGUCUGCCCAGGAACUGCUGUCUGAAAUUUGUUCAGCUUUCCUUUCCCUGAACUUAUAUUAGUAACUAGUUUCACUGCAGCAAGGAGGGAGGCUUAGUGCAAUUGUUUAUUCCUCUUUACAAAGUUGCCUUCCUGUGCCAGCUACUCCAUCAUUCAAUUGUCAUGAGGUCUGAAGGUAGCAUCCAUUUUCUGCUUUCCUGGAAGGAUGAUUAAUCCACUUAUCCUGCAGGGACUGGAGGAGUCUUCCAACCCUCUGGUUCUACCUUUGGGGGUUCCUUCUGCCCAGGGACUGCAGCUAAGCAGACCCUGUAACAGGGCUCUGGAGGAAGCAGGCUUGCACAGAAAGUUGUGCCUGCUGUUCCUCAAGAUGCCUUUCCCAAAAUAAGGCUGGCAUUUAAGUUGAGGCAUUGCCAGGUGAGUGCCCAUGAGUUGGCGUUGUUGCAUCAGCACUGAGCCUUGCCAAGACUGAAAACCACAGUCAGGAUUUUAUACUCAGCGUUCAGGAAUGUGAAGUGGAUGACACUGAACAAAGAAUUUCUGAGCUGUUUUUCUUGGCUGCUAUCACAGGCAUGGAUAGUCUGUGGUUCUUGGGAAGAUACCCUGGUAGGAGGUAGCAUGGGGUUGUGGGAGGGAGGGGUUCAGUAGAUUUCUACUGCGUCAGCCCUGGGGCUGAGGAUUGAGAGCCUUGGGAGGAAAUGGAGCAUCACUCCACCACAUUUGUCACUUUUGGAAAUGCAGAGAGAAUUGUAUUUUCUAGCUCUAUUUUUUCAGCUGCUCUUAUGCAUUUUCUCCCUUCAUCUGUAUUGGUCUGCUCUGCUUGGAGACAAUAGAGAUGAAAUAAAUGGUUUUCCAUGUUG
Messenger RNA from Zonotrichia albicollis (white-throated sparrow), 7967 nucleotides. The record is from RefSeq and is a predicted model, not a curated record. NCBI's taxonomy places the organism in Eukaryota, Metazoa, Chordata, Aves, Passeriformes, Passerellidae.